Messenger RNA from Caretta caretta (loggerhead turtle), 2262 nucleotides. RefSeq names its product cyclin B2 (gene CCNB2). Lineage: Eukaryota; Metazoa; Chordata; Testudines; Cheloniidae. Gene Ontology annotation, molecular function: cyclin-dependent protein serine/threonine kinase regulator activity. The record is from RefSeq and is a predicted model, not a curated record. Gene Ontology annotation, biological process: mitotic cell cycle phase transition.
AUACAUUUUUAAAUAUAGCAAUUCAAUUACAACACAGAAUACAAAGUGUACCGUGCUCACUUCAUAUUUUUAUUACAAAUAUUUGCACUGUAAAAAUGAUAAAGAGUAUUUUUCAAUUCAUCUCAUACAAGUACUGGAGUGUGAGCUCUUUAUCCUUAAAAUGCAACUUACAAAUGCGGGCUUUUUCUUGCAUGCUCGGGCGAGCUGCAGCCAGGCGGGGCGCUGCCCAGGGCGGAACGGGGCUGCCCUCAGCCCGGGCUGGGCGCGGGAGCGGCCAGGCGCGUCACUCCUCCUACACGCGCGCGCGCCGUGGGCGGUGCCUGCCGCGCCCAGCCCCCUCCCCGGGCCGCUCUCUAACGGCCCCGCCUCUCAGCGCCGCGCGCUCCGCUUGCGGAACGAGGCCGGUCCCCUUCCCGCCCCGCUUGGCUCUGGCGGUCCAGCCACUAGGGACCGAGGGGUCCCGUCCCGAGUGCUGCCUCCACCCGAGGUGACUACGUCUCCCAAGCUCCUUUGCGCAAGGUCCGAGCUCGCGAGAACUCUCAGUCGUAGCGGAGAUCUGGACCGGCUUCCUUUGAAGCUUUGUUUUUGUUAAGAUCUCCAUUCCCGCGGAAGUGCUUCGAAUCCAGUUUUCCCUUCCCGGCCAAGGGUCAUCGUCACGGCAACGUAUGGGGCGGAGCCCGAAUGCUGGGCCAAUCAGAGGAGAGCAUCCUAUGAAGCUGUCCAAUGGGAGCACAGGCGGGGCGCUAUUUGAAGCUGAGGGCGGCGCGCCAGGCUAAUAGCGUAGUAGCUGCAUCAAGAGGCGGAAGGGGUGUCGGGGUCGCUUUCAUUCCUCGCUCUUACAGCCCGACCGUCUCCAGUCAAGAGUCGCCGUCCUCAUGGCGCUGGUCCGGCGCGCUGCGAUUACUAGAGGGGUGGAGAAUGCUAUGACAGGACUUAACAACAAAGCCAAAAGUCAAGUGACUAACAAAAGGGCUGCUUUGGAAGAGAUUGGAAAUAGAGUUACAACCAGAGGAACACAUGCAGCCAAGAAAACAGAGAGCUUCAAAGUACCUGUAAAAACUACAAAAGGAGCUACUAAACCAGCAAAUGUAACUGCACAACCUAAACCUCCAGCUGCAGUAAAUUUAACUCUCAAAGAAGAGACUGUUCCAAAGAUUCUGUCUCCAACCCCCAUGGAUGUAUCCAUGAAAGAAGAGGACCUGUGCCAAGCUUUCUCUGAUGUGCUGCUUAACAACAUAGAGGAUAUUGAUGCUGAUGAUUGGGAAAACCCUCAACUCUGUAGUGACUAUGUAAAAGAUAUUUAUCUGUAUCUGAGGCAGCUUGAGCUGCAGCAAUCAGUACGUCCACACUACCUCAAUGGGAAGGAGAUCAAUGGGCGUAUGCGUGCAAUUCUAGUUGAUUGGCUGGUUCAGGUCCACUCAAGAUUUCAGCUCUUGCAGGAAACACUGUAUAUGUGUGUUGCAAUUAUGGACCGCUUCUUACAAAUUCACCCAGUAUCCCGUAAGAAGCUUCAGCUGGCUGGUGUUACAGCAUUGCUUCUUGCCUCAAAGUAUGAGGAGAUAUUCUCUCCUGAUAUUGCGGAUUUUGUUUACAUCACUGACAAUGCAUACUCUAGCUCUCAGAUCAGAGAGAUGGAAAUGAUGAUUCUUAAGGAGCUGAACUUUGACUUGGGACGCCCUCUGCCACUUCACUUCUUAAGGAGAGCAUCAAAAGCUGGUGAGGCUGAUGCUGAGCAACAUACACUAGCAAAGUACCUGAUGGAGCUGACACUCAUAGACUAUGAUAUGAUACAUCAUCAUCCUUCAGAGAUAGCAGCUGCUGCCUUAUGUUUGUCUCAGAAGGUUCUGGGGCAAGGCAAAUGGGGUGUAAAGCAGCAGUACUACACUGGGUAUGCAGAAGACAGUCUUAUGCUAAUUAUGCAACAUAUGGCCAAGAAUGUAGUAAGAGUAAAUGAGAACUUAACAAAAUACACUGCCAUAAGGAACAAGUAUGCAAGCAGCAAACUCAUGAGGAUCAGCACAGUUCCUCAACUGAACUCCAAAACAAUCAAAGACCUUGCUUCAUCUCUCUUGGGAUAAUCCUAGGUAGACAAUUCCUACUCCAUGCACUUUGUCAACAUGCCAUUGAGGCACAACUGCUGCUUUUGUACAUAGCCUUUCAAUCUUAGUACAGACCCCUCAGAUUCACUCUGAAAGCAAACUUUUAAACUUGCCCUUUAAUACUCUUGUAUAUCUAGAAAUAAAGCUCCUUUUUUAAAAAAAA